Owenia fusiformis is the source of this 2625-nucleotide messenger RNA. NCBI's taxonomy places the organism in Eukaryota, Metazoa, Annelida, Polychaeta, Sabellida, Oweniidae. The record is from the annotation of a GenBank genome assembly.
AGUGCAACUAAUUCCAGGAUCAAUUGAGUGGAAUCGGAGCAAACAAGAACAAACGUACGCAGCCUGGUUCAAUCGUCUGCCAGAAUCAUCCAACUGAAGAAAAGGCGGGAAAGCCAUUAUCGAGCAGACGGAUUUUAGAUGUACUCGAUUAACCCUUGGAGUUGUCUAAAUCAAUUGAAGCAAAUUGCUCGAUGCUGGCCAGAGAUAAGACAAAGGAUAUGACUAUUAAAAACAUAUUUGAAAACAAGUUCAGGAAUCCAAUUAAAAUAUCGGUGGUGCGUCCACGGAAUUUGGCGAAGAAUCAACGUUGUCCAAUAAUACCUGCUUUGAAAUUAAUGACUCACGGAUGUACAAUUUUGCAUCGGUAAAUAUUAUUUUGACUCGGGUAUUAUUCAUUCAUAAAUAGGUUUGAGAAUAGUAUAUAUUUAAGUCAUUAAUUUCACCGUUCCAAACGCGGUUGAGCACUUUGAAUGGAUAUAAUCUUACGAGGAGUAAGCUAAUCUGGAGCCGCCAAUCUUUACCAUUAAGAAAUACAAACGCCAAGGGUAAUUAUUGUAUUUGAGGAACAUUAAGUGAUUUUACCUGUAUUGAACCUUAAGUGCUUUUAUUCAAUAUCGAAGAGACAAAUGAUAUAAGAUAUUUCUAUCCGAAGAUUGAGAGCGAAAAUAUUAUGUAACCUUCCGGCACCGUCCAAGCUACAGCGGAUCGGAGCGUUCUAGAUCGCAAUCGCCUCUAGGAUAAAUUCAUCUUGUAGGCAAUACGGCCCCAAUGAUUCAAUAUUGAUUGAACAGGGAGGUAUAAAAAUCAGAACUGAUAACACAAGAAGUUUCAUUUUAGUCAAAAAUAGAAGUUGAUUGAAGUGGUUAAGCAAUCUAAAGCCAUUUUGGAUUCUAGACGCAGCGGUUCUACCACGAUAGACAUCACCAGGAAGCGAUUCCGACUCUUGUCGGACAUUGGACAAAUUCCACUUAAAAGUUUCUCUAAAUGAAGUGUCACUUAGUGAGCUAUUAUAACCAUUACAGAAGAAAUACUCGAAGAGGGAUUUCUGUCAAAAGAAGCUGGGAAAUAUAAUCUAGCAUGGCAAUUCUUGAUAAUCCCAAUUUAGAUAACAACAACAACACCGGACUAAAUCCACCAACAAUGGCUGGAUCUGCGGAACCCUAUGCGGACUAUGAGCCCUUUUCACGGAAUAAAAACAGUGACAUACAUGUAUACGACAUGCUCUAUACUAAUUUUACAACUGACACCUAUGAUAGUGACAAUUUCAGCUACAAUGGGAGCACAAAUGGAACAUGGGCUAAUACCACAAGGCAAAUUGUGAACAGUAACGAAGUGGUGAUAACGUUGUACACGUUAAUCUUCGUGUUAGCAGUUUUGGGAAAUUCCCUCGUUAUAGUGACAGUUUUACGGAACAAAAAGAUGAGGAAUGUGACCAAUAUUUUCCUGUUGAAUCUUUCCAUAAGCGAUUUGAUGCUGGCCAUCUUCUGCAUGCCGUUCAAUCUCAUUCCCAUUGUGCUUAAAAAUUUCAUCUUUGGUGAGGUGAUGUGUAUCGGAACUCGUUACAUACAGGGUAUUACAUAUGGGGUGAGCAGUUUCACUCUGGUGUCUAUGUCUAUGGAGCGCUACUUCGCCAUUGUCCAACCAUUGAGGUCGAGAGGUUGGCAGACGACCUCCCACGCAAGAAAGGUCUGUCUUAUUGUAUGGGUCCUCGCCGCCAUUAUUAUGAUCCCGAUCCCGAUACAUAUGAGACACGGCGCUUUGACGAACGGUGGAUAUAAGUGUCAGGAGGAUUGGCCCCAAGAUUUACUCUACCUAAAGAAGGCUUAUACUGUGUUCCUGGAUAUCGUUCUUUUACUAGUGCCGUUGAUAAUCAUGGUGUUUGCAUAUAGUUUAAUCAGUCGCAGGUUGUGGAUGGGAAUAAAGUUCGAGGCCAAGACAUCCUCAGAGCUACGUAAACUAAACGGCAAACGUGAGCAGGAGCUAAGAGACUCAUCUGAAGCUCUCGUUUCACAGAGUAGUAGUCCCCUCUCGAAAUAUAGUAGUAAAGAUGGGGAUCAGUCAAAUGGUAGUAAACUCCAAAAUGGGUGCAGUUCGUCCAAGAAAAAUGUCAGUAAUAAAGACAGUAACAGGACAAGUAGCAAUGCAAUUCGACAAACGAACUAUGAAAGGAGUUUAGCCUCGAAGAAGAGGGUUAUCAAAAUGUUAUGUAUUGUUGUAUUAGAAUACUUUUUAUUCCUCACACCAUCACACGUGGUGAAUGCUUGGAUCAUGUUUGACUAUCAUGGCGCGAGAGCAGUUCUCAGUCCAGGAGUUGUGGCGUUACUCAAUUUACUUUCCUACUGCACCUCGUUCUGCAACCCAAUCACGUACUGUUUCAUGCACAAGAGGUUCAGACAAGGGUUUCUGGAUGCAUUCCGUUGCCUUGGAAACAAGAAUUCCUCGAGACGGCGUUGUUGUAUCACAUUAGUUAAGGCGGUCGGCACUCCUACAUGUCCUAACAGAGGGUGUAGUGGAAAGGUUCACACAUACAAGGGUGGACGCUGGUACAGUUGUUUGAGUCAAAUGUUUGCGUCAAAUGAAGUUCAGGGUAUUCGUCGACUGGAUAUGGAUAUACUUCCCGAGUGA